Phytophthora infestans T30-4 is the source of this 1694-nucleotide messenger RNA. RefSeq names its product 3-phosphoinositide-dependent protein kinase, putative. Lineage: Eukaryota; Oomycota; Peronosporomycetes; Peronosporales; Peronosporaceae. Gene Ontology annotation, molecular function: ATP binding; protein serine/threonine kinase activity. The record is from RefSeq and is a predicted model, not a curated record. The coding region runs from base 71 to 1528 and encodes 485 amino acids. The transcript is spliced from 8 exons. Gene Ontology annotation, biological process: peptidyl-serine phosphorylation; intracellular signal transduction.
GAGAAUCGAGCGAGUAGCUCCGUUGUCUCUGGCAUUCCCCUCGUCACUCGUCGCUCGCUCGGUCCGGACGAUGCAAGCCCCCACGCCGCCCGGCUCGGCGGAUGCCUCGCCCGUCCGCUCGAAUAGCAAGAAGCCGUCGCCGGCGGACUUCAUGUUCGGCGCUACACUAGGCGAAGGUGCCUACGCUCGAGUGGUGCACGCGCGCAUGAAGGACACAGGCGUCGAGUACGCGGUGAAGAUCAUGGAGAAGCGCUUCAUCCGCAAGGAGAAGAAGGUCAAGUUCGUCAUGAUGGAGCGCAAAGUUUUCUCCAAGAUCUCGCACGACCGUGUGGUCAAGCUCUUCUUCACGUUCCAGGAUAACAGCUAUCUGUACAUGGUGAUGGAGCUCUGUCGUGGUGGCGAGCUGCUUGACGUGAUCACUAAGCACCACAAGGAACAGGCUGCUGCAGGCUACACGGACCGCGCAUGCUCGCUGGAGCUGACUCGCUUCUAUAUCGCGGAGGUGGUGUUAGCGUUGGAAUAUCUGCACAAGAAUGGUGUAAUCCACCGCGAUCUCAAGCCAGAGAAUAUCCUUCUUAGCGAUGACGGCCAUAUCAAGGUGACCGACUUUGGUACAGCCAAGGACGAGACGGAGGAGAGUCGUCACAACACGUUUUGCGGUACAGCAGAGUACGUGUCGCCCGAAGUGUUGCGCGACCAGGAGGCGUCUCGGGGCUGUGAUCUGUGGGCAGUGGCCUGUAUGAUCUUCCAGAUGCUCGUGGGUCGACCCAUGUUCCGCGCAGAGAACGAGUAUCUCACGUUCCAGCAGAUUUUGAACCAUCCUGCCGAGGAUUUUGCCUACCCGCCAGGAUUCCCGUCGGUGGCGAAGGAUUUGAUUGAUCGAAUUCUUCUGCAGGAGCCGAGCGAGCGUCUUGGCGCUGGCUCCGACGACGACGGCAAUGGAUACGCAGCGUUGAAGGCUCAUCCGUUCUUUGAGGGUGUUGAAUGGGACUCGGUCGGAUAUGCGCAACCGUCCUACAUGCCUGAAAUCGGCCGACUGCCGCCCACCGAAUAUGAUGGCGCGACCGAGGACUGGCUGUUUGCUGGUGUAGCUACCGAGCUGCAGGUCUCAUCGGGUCUCGCGCUGGAUCCUCCGCCGUCUCCGGCUGAACAUGUUAACGUAGUGGAAGUGGCUCGCCAGAAGGCAGCAAUACCGUCUGCAAUGCGACGUACGAGCUCGCUCUGGAACCGAUUCCUGCUGGAUGACGAGCUGAUUAAGAUGGGCGGACUCAUUAGCAAGCGCAAGGGGCUCUUCUCCAAGAAGCGACAGCUGAUCUUGACUUCGAAGCCUCGUUUGAUCUACAUUGACCCCAUUAGAAUGAAGCAAAAGGGAGAGAUCCCGUGGUCGGACAACCUCUACGUCAAUUCCAAGAGCGCGACUGCUUUCGACGUCGUGACGCCGAACCGGGUGUACCAUCUGAAUGACCUCGUCAACGGGUCGAAGAAGUGGAUCGAGGCCAUCAACGCGGCGCUUGUGCGUGGAAUGUAACGAAGCGACCGGCCGACUGAUCGAUCCUGCUCGAACCCGUUAAUGCUUUGCGAAAAUGGAUUGCGUGUUGAGUAGUAGACACUGUUUGUGCAGUUAGUGGGGAGUGUCCAUCAGCAACAAGAGUCUGCCUCAAAAGACCUUCAAAUGCAAACCUUUCCUCGGGUCC